This is a messenger RNA of Ziziphus jujuba (common jujube), 3582 nucleotides long. RefSeq names its product U-box domain-containing protein 43. The record is from RefSeq and is a predicted model, not a curated record. Bases 347 to 3379 code for a protein of 1010 amino acids. The transcript has 5 exons. Gene Ontology annotation, molecular function: protein binding; ubiquitin-protein transferase activity. Lineage: Eukaryota; Viridiplantae; Streptophyta; Magnoliopsida; Rosales; Rhamnaceae. Gene Ontology annotation, biological process: protein ubiquitination.
GACUUGGAAAAAAGUUGUUUCUUGAUCAUAUACUUAUUUUUCAUUUUCUGUUUUUCUUUCUUUUUUUUUUUUUUUUUUUUUGUCCUUUCUUUUCUUCCUGCAGGGAAUGCAAACAAGCUUUCUGUUUAAUGGUAGCUCUUAAAGGCUGCCUUCAUGCUUUCUGGUUUGGUUUUUUACUGAAAAGAAUUUUCGCCAUGCCAUGUUUCUCGGAAAAUCGACCAAACCAAGGUUCUUCUUGACUUGCCAUGUCAGCAGCAACUUGAUCAGGCUUCCACCUUUUGUGGUUGCAUUGUGUGUGUGUGGUUCAGCUAGGGAAAAAAGGGUGGUCUUUUUGUUCUAAUCAGCUAUGGCCAAGGAAACGAUGAUUACUAUUGCACUUGUUCCAGUGUCCGAGUUAGUCUCUCAGACUGUGAUUUCUUUAUUUGAUACUAUUCAUGCAUCCAAAGAGGUUAUCUUCCAGAAAGAGAAUUUCCAGAUAUUCUCCAGAUUUUUGGAGAGGACCUCAAUUAUUUUAAGAGAGUUGCCACUGCAAAAUAUUUACAAUCCUGAGAGCUUAAAAAAUGCUUUAGAGAUUCUUCACCGAGAGGUUAAAGUUGCCAAUAAGCUAGCUAUGGAUUGCACCAAGAGGAACAAGGUAUAUCUAUUGGUCAACUGCAGGAAGAUUGCAAAGCAGUUAGAUAGGAGUACAAAAGAGAUUAGUAGAGCACUUAGCCUAAUCCCUCUGGCUUUGUUGGAUGUCUCUUCUGCUAUUAAAGACCAGCUUAGCAAUCUUUGUGAGAAUAUGCUGGAUACCGAGUUUCGAGCAGCUGUGGUUGAGGAAGAAAUUUUGGCCAAAAUUGAGUUGGGAAUACAAGAAAGGAAUGGUGCUCGGUCUUAUGCAAACGAUUUGCUCUUUCUGAUUGCUAAGACACUUGGGAUCUCCACUGAGCAGGGUCAAUUGAAGAAAGAAUUCGAAGAUUUCAGAUGCGAAAUAGAAGAUGUCAAUCUGAGGAAAGAACUUGCAGAGUCUUUACAAAUGGAACAGAUUAUAGCAUUGCUUGAGAAAGCUGAUGCAACAUCAUCUGCUGAGGAAAAGGAGAAGAAAUAUCUUGAAAAAAGAAAUUCUAUGGGUGGCCAACCAUUGGCACCACUGGCGCGGUUUCGUUGCCCAAUCACUCAGAACAUUAUGGUGGAUCCUGUAGAAACUUCCUCUGGCCAAACAUUUGAAAGAAGUGCCAUAGAAAAGUGCUUUGCAGAAGGGAACACUCUGUGUCCCAUAACAAUGCUUCCCUUGGACACUUCAGUACUUCGUCCUAAUAAAACUCUCCGACAAUCUAUUGAAGAAUGGAAGGAGAGGAACACAAUCAUUACAAUAGCCUCUAUGAAACCCAAACUCCUGUCAAGUGAAGGAGAAGAAGUGCUUCAAACCUUAGACAAGCUGCAAAGUUUGUGUAUGGAAAGAGAGUUGCAUCGAGAAUGGGUAAUAAUGGAGGACUAUGUACCGGUUCUUAUUGGACUUCUCAGUGAAAAGAAUCAAGAAAUUAGAAAGCAUGCUCUUGUCAUUCUCUCGAUGCUUGCAGCGGAUAGUGAAGCGAAUAAGGAAAAAAUAACGAAAGUGGAUAAUGCACUAGAAUCCAUUGUUCGCUCACUUGCACGCAAAGUUGGGGAGAGUGAGUUAGCAUUGCAUUUGUUACUAGAAUUAUCUAGAAGUAGUGCAGCCCGAGAUUGCAUGGGAAACGUUCAAGGCUGUAUACUUCUCUCAGUGACUAUGUUAAGCAGUGAUGAUGAUCAUGCUGCCAGAGAUGCAGAAGAGCUUUUGGAGAAUUUAGCUUUCCUCAAUCAGAAUGUUAAACAAAUGGCCAGAGCAAAUUAUUUUAAACCUAUGUUGCAGCUUCUUUCUUCAGGAGGUGAAGAAGUUAGGAUGGUCAUGGCCGAAACACUGGCAGAGAUAGAGUUGACAGAUCACAAUAAAUUAUCCAUUGUAAAGGAUGGGGCACUACCACCGCUUGUCCAAAUGCUUUCACAUGGAGAUAUAGACAUGAAGAAAGUGGCAGUUAGAGCUCUUCUGAACCUCUCUAAUCUACCAGAAAAUGGCCAGCAGAUGAUUAAAGAAGGUGCAGUUGGACCGCUAUUUGAACUUCUGUAUCGUCACAGCUUAGCAGAACCAAAGUUGCGUGAACAGGUAGCUGCCACAAUUAUGCAUCUCUCUGAAUCAACAUCCACUCAAGAAGUCAAUCAUGAGCAGGUGUUGUUGUUGGAAUCUGAUGAGGACAUUCUUAAACUUUUCUCCCUUGUAUCUUUGACGGGUCCUGACAUCCAACCAAGCAUUCUCAAAACCUUUUAUGCAUUGUGCCAGUCUCCUUCUGGUUCAGAUGUCAGAAUGAAGUUAAGACAGCUCUCUGUUGUCCAAGUACUGGUCCAAUUAUGUGAGGCUGCAACUCAUAGAGUUCGAGCAAAUGCUGUGAAUUUGUUCUAUUGCCUGACUAAAGAUGGUGAUCACAGCACAUUCCAAGAACAUGUUGGUCAAAGAUGCAUUGAGACCUUGCUCAGGAUCAUUGAAACAUCUAAUGAUGUUGAGGAGAUUGCUUCUGCGCUGGGUAUUGUAUCCAAUCUGCCAAAGAACCUAGAAAUGACUCAGUGUCUUGUGGAUGCCGGUGCAGUUCCUAAAAUCUGUGCUUGUCUCACUGAUGGGAAUAUAGAUGCUUCAUACAGAAGGCAGGUUGUAGAGAACGCUGUUGGAGCUCUUUACCACUUUACAGUCCCAACAAAUCAGGAAUGGCAGAAGACAGUAGCUGAAGCUGGCAUCAUACCAGUACUAGUACAUUUGUUGACUUCUGGAACUUCUUUGACAAGACAAAAAGCAGCCAUUGCACUUAAACAACUUUCAGAAAGUUCAAAUGUCUUGAGCAGGCCAGUAAGGAAGAAUGGAAUUCUGCAGUGCUGCUUUUCUAAACCGGAAAUUGGCUGUCCCGCACACUUGGGCAUCUGUGAGGUUGAGUCUUCAUUCUGCCUUUUAGAGGCUAAAGCCCUGGAUCCUCUUGUUAGAAUGGUUGGGGAGACAGAUCUUGGUGCCUGUGAAGCUUCUCUUGAUGCACUAUUGACAUUGAUUGAUGAGGAUAAACCACAGAAUGGAAGCAGAGUGCUUGACAAUGCAAAUGCCAUUGCGCCAAUUAUAAGAUUACUGAAUUCAAAUUCUGUAGUGUUGCAAAGGAAAUGUCUGAAAACCUUAGAGAGGAUUUUUCAACUGGAUGAGUUAAAGAAAAAAUAUGGAAGCUCAGCUCAAAUGUCAUUGGUUGACAUUGCUCAACAGAAAGCAAGUGAUAUUAGAGAUAUGAAAUCUCUGGCUGCCAAAAUACUGGCUCAAUUGGGUUUGCUUGGUAAUCAGUCUUCUUUCUUUUGACAUAUGAAAAUGUCUUGUCACUUAUAUUGUACUUUAGAAUAAAGAAUCACAAAAAACCGAUUGGUGUGACAUGCAUAUCGAAGAGAAUGGAAAGCUAAGCUCAUAGUUAGCCAAUUGAAUUCAGAUUAUUUUGGCACAAGAUGUUCAGUGAAUGUAGGUGGAACUUGAUUUUUGUUGUAAAUAAUAAGGUGUGAGAUUUGAUA